UACAUUAUGUGUGUGGGGUGUCUGGAUUUUUAUAUCUGGACUUUUUUGUAUUAUUCAUAAAUUAAUGAAACAAUUCACGACUCUGCUGAAGUCUGGGAGUCCGAGUGUCACUCAAACGCAGCAUACGUAGCAGGGUUGCGGAUCGGAAAGAGGGAUGCAGCGAGACAAAACAAGCAACGCCGGCGGGGCUGAAAAGCCCGACCGGGAGGCCGCCAUUAUGUCGAAAUACUACGAUGGAGUUGAAUUUCCUUUCUGUGACGAGUUCUCCAAAUAUGAAAAAAUGGCAAAAAUAGGACAGGGAACCUUUGGAGAGGUGUUCAAAGCAAAGCACAGACAGACUGGGAAGAAAGUCGCACUGAAGAAAGUUUUGAUGGAAAAUGAGAAAGAAGGGUUCCCAAUCACAGCUCUCAGAGAGAUCAAGAUCCUGCAGCUGCUCAAACAUGAGAAUGUUGUCAAUCUGAUUGAGAUAUGCAGAACCAAAGCUACUCAGUUUAACAGAUACAAAGGCAGCAUCUACCUGGUGUUUGACUUCUGUGAGCAUGACCUGGCCGGGCUGUUGAGCAAUGCCAAUGUAAAGUUCACCCUUGCAGAGAUCAAGAAGGUCAUGCAGAUGCUGCUCAAUGGAUUGUACUACAUCCACAGGAACAAGAUCCUUCAUAGAGAUAUGAAGGCAGCCAACGUGCUCAUCACCAGAGAUGGUGUCCUAAAGCUGGCAGACUUUGGUUUGGCCCGAGCCUUCAGCCUGGCUAAAAACAGCCAGGGGAACCGCUACACCAACCGUGUGGUCACACUCUGGUACAGACCUCCAGAGCUGCUUCUGGGUGAGCGCGACUACGGUCCCCCCAUUGACUUGUGGGGAGCAGGCUGCAUCAUGGCAGAAAUGUGGACCAGAAGCCCAAUAAUGCAAGGCAACACUGAGCAGCAUCAACUCACUCUCAUCAGCCAGCUCUGUGGUUCCAUCACGGCUGAGGUGUGGCCUGGCGUGGAUAAGAAGUACGAGCUUUACCAGAAAAUGGAGCUGCCUAAAGGCCAAAAGAGGAAAGUAAAGGAUCGUCUCAAAGCUUACGUCAAAGACCCGUACGCCCUGGAUCUGAUAGAUAAGCUCCUGGUCCUGGACCCGGCACAGCGCAUAGACAGCGACGACGCGCUCAACCACGACUUCUUCUGGUCGGACCCCAUGCCGUCAGACCUGAAGAAUAUGCUCUCCACCCACAACACCUCCAUGUUUGAAUAUCUGGCCCCACCCAGACGGAGAGGCCACAUGCCACAGCAGCCGCCCAAUCAGAACAGGAACGCAGCCACUACCAGUCAGACUGAGUUUGAUCGAGUGUUUUAGUGGUUGAAGACACUUAUGGACAGUACUUGACCUGAACUUUAUUUCCCAAUCAGCCGAAUACUGAGGACAGCUACACACUCCUUUUUUGGUUGAGGUUUGGUGGGUAUUACCUGGACAUCUAUGAUGAUUCCUGCUAUGUGUGUAUGGCAGAGAAUGCAGGCUGUUUGGUUUGACCAGGAACAGGACUGUAAUAUUCAAUCUAUGCAUAGCCCUCUGCAAGCCAAGUUAUAAUGUUCCAACUUUGUGCUUUCUGUCCAGGUGAUAAUGAAGAGACUACUGUUGAACUCUGUACACAUGGCUUUGUGUGUUCGCUUGGCUACCUUGAUUAGACAAGGCACAAGAUAGUUUUCAUUUUGAUUAGUUUAUGACAGAUUCUGGCUUUUUUUUUUUUUUUUUUUUUU
Messenger RNA from Anoplopoma fimbria (sablefish), 1737 nucleotides. It is a transcript of the gene cdk9, whose product is annotated as cyclin-dependent kinase 9 (CDC2-related kinase). Gene Ontology annotation, molecular function: cyclin-dependent protein serine/threonine kinase activity; ATP binding. The record is from RefSeq and is a predicted model, not a curated record. Gene Ontology annotation, cellular component: nucleus. Bases 155 to 1336 code for a protein of 393 amino acids. The transcript is spliced from 8 exons. Gene Ontology annotation, biological process: protein phosphorylation. NCBI's taxonomy places the organism in Eukaryota, Metazoa, Chordata, Actinopteri, Perciformes, Anoplopomatidae.